CUAAGCACCACCAACUCAUAGCUCUUGUUAUUAUAUGGUUUCUUUGCAGGCCUUGCUAUUCGCCGAUGAUAUAUACCAGUCCCCAUCUUGCCACGCUCCUAUGUGUCUUUCUUUCACUGAUGCAGAAAAAAAAAAGUAGUAAUUGGUUCUCGACUGAAUUUGAGCCUAGUUCCGACACUGAUGAACAAGAAAAUAGCCAAAGAUGUCUUAUUGGAAUUUGUUUAAUGCCACAUGGAAUAUUAAUGGGCAUCUGAAGGUUCUCUAAAUCGAUCGAUAAGCCUCCUUGUGAAAAAUGAUAGUAAUUAAGAGGAAGAGGUAUUAUUAUAGCAGUCUAAUAGAUGCAUGGAUAUUAAUAUUUCUGAUGUUUAGUUGGGCCCUACUUGCUUUAUUCAAUUGAUCUCGGAACGUCAGAUAUUGAGAGCUGGCAAAACCAUUCAAACGCCAAGGCUGCCUUGUAGACACCGUUUGUCUAGGGAGAGACAGAGAGAAGAAAUGGAAGUAAAUCAGGGAAGCAAGGCGAAGAUGAACAUGAAAGAUGCGAUGCUGAUAUGCGGGAAGCUGUACAUCUCGGAAUCCCGGAACAGAUCAGCCAUAGAGGCAAUUGAGAGAGCUGCGAGGCUUGACCCGGAGGCUGCAAUGGUUAACAAAUUUGAGGAUCGAGCAUAUAACCGAGUUCGUUACACACUGGUCUCCUACGUCAUCAGGGACAGCAUCAACUGCACGGCUUACAGCCCCAUGCGAGUCACGUUGCGGACCAUGGUCGAGGCAGCCUACGCAACCAUCAACCUGGAGAUGCACUCUGGCGCGCACCCGCGUCUCGGUGUCGUAGACCAUAUUUGUUUCCAUCCCUUAGCCCGUGCCUCUUUGGAGGAUGCCGCCCAGAUUGCUAAGCUGGUCGCCUCCGAUAUCGGCAAUGAUUUCCAGGUGCCAGUGUUUCUGUAUGAAGCUGCACACCCACGUGGUAGGGCCCUGGACUCUAUAAGAAGGGAGUUGGGCUACUUCAGGCCAAACAUGGGGAAUCAGUGGGCUGGAUGGGGCCUGCCAGAGAUACUAACAGACGAGCCGGACGAGGGCCCGGCCCGUGUGAGCCGGGAGAGAGGAAUAACAAUUAUCGGUGCAAGCCCGUGGGUGGAGAACUACAACGUGCCUGUGCGCACCACUAACGUGCCGGCAGCCCGGAGGAUCGCAAGGGCGAUCAGUGCGCGGGGCGGAGGGCUGCCGACGGUCCAGGCACUCGCCCUCGUCCAUGGUGAUGACACGACGGAGAUCGCUUGCAUACUCUUGGACGCAAACCGGGUGGGUUGUGACAAGGUUCAAAACCAGAUCGAGCUUAUCGCUGCACAGGAAGGCCUAGAGGUUGAGAAGGGUUACUUCACAGAUAUCUCUCAGGAUAUGAUCGUCGACAGGUACAUCCAAUCCAAUUGAUGACAGACCAUUGAGAACGUCUGAUCUGAAUCAGUUUAUUAAUUGCUCCAAUCCUUAUCCAAGGGCUACUCUACCUGUCUUAAUUCAGUGCCUGUAGCUAUUCUAUUUACUAUUUACUGUUAUCUUCUUCAUGUCAUAAAUUGUCUCUCUCACUCUGUUGUGUUG
Messenger RNA from Dioscorea cayenensis subsp. rotundata (Guinea yam), 1590 nucleotides. RefSeq names its product formimidoyltransferase-cyclodeaminase-like. The record is from RefSeq and is a predicted model, not a curated record. Gene Ontology annotation, molecular function: protein binding; transferase activity; folic acid binding. Lineage: Eukaryota; Viridiplantae; Streptophyta; Magnoliopsida; Dioscoreales; Dioscoreaceae. The transcript has 3 exons. The coding region runs from base 493 to 1425 and encodes 310 amino acids.